UUAGCAGUUUAUAAUCGACUGCAUUUGUAGUUACAAUUCACUCAUCAAGGCCAAAAACAUGUAGCCUUACAUCUACAGACACGGGGGGAGGGUUGAGUUUUCUUCGGCAGCUGAGAAUCCUGGGGAAUGGAAUUUACAUGGUCCUCUGGUGGACAUGGAGGUAAAGUUUUCUUGAGACUGUUCCUGAGUUCCUGUGGUGGACAAAAAGCCUUUAUAGUCGUGUUCUAUGGCGGAGGGGAGGUCAAGGGAGAGCAGCCUGGUUGGGAGGGGACAUCUGCAUCCUUCAAUGUGGUCCCAAACCAUGAAUAUUGUUGGCCAGUUGGCGGAGACGGUGUUUGUGACUGUGAAGGAGCUGUACCGUGGCCUGAACCCCGCCACACUCACCGGAGGGAUCGACGUCAUUGUGGUGCGACAGCCUGAUGGAUCGUUCCAGUGUUCCCCCUUUCACGUCCGUUUCGGCAAGCUGGGUGUGCUACGCUCCAAGGAGAAAAUUGUGGACAUUGAGAUAAAUGGGGAGUGCGUUGACCUGCACAUGAAGCUGGGUGACAAUGGAGAAGCUUUUUUUGUGGAGGAAAAUGAAAACAUGGAGUCCGAGGUCCCUGCUCAUCUCUGCACCUCCCCGAUUCCUCUUGAGGGCCCUGAGGAGAUCGAGGAGACCGCUGAGGGAUCUCUCGUCGCUGGGUCUGGCACUCGCAGAAAGAAACGCCGUCGCAAGCGCAUACGUUCUGACACUCACCUGAGAGAAGAGGCCAGCUCGUCAUCAGACGAGAGAGAACGAGAGAAGGAGUGGGAGAGAGAAAGUGAUCAGGCCGGCCAGGAGAGCCCUAUUAAGGAGCAGCCCAUCACACCGCUGCAACUCAGUAAAUCAGUGUACUACUCGAUGUCUGAGGAGCCAAAUGAGGAGCAGGGCGCCACGCAGACCAGAGACACACAUCCACACUCAGAUGGAGAGCAGUCACCCUCUGAAAAUGUGUUCCUCAGCCGGCCAUCCUCUCCUAAGAGUGAUUCUGAGCUUCUGGUUAAAACCCAAGAGUCGUCUGGGCCUCAGAUGGAGUGGAACUGGGGAGGUUUUCCAAUGCUGUGUCAAUCUGAGAGGACACCAGUGGAGCUGCAGCGCAUUCCCCCCUCCAGCAGUUCUCAUUUUCGCACCAUUGAGAGACAGGACUCCUUCGACAUGAGCUAUGAGCCUGUGAUCAGCUGCAGCAGAGCAGGCAGUGUAACGGUGGUCAGGCCACAACCCAGGACUCAGUCCCUUGAUCUCAGUAGCCUUGCUAUGCAAACCACGCCUUUGUCCAUGGAGAAAAACUCUCAUAUUUCCCAUUCCACCCCCAGUGACCUCUCAGAGUCACGUGCACCACCAAUGAAAACUGUUGUAGACACACAGACACUUGAAUGCAGAUUAGGGGAAGAGGAGAACUCUUCUUCUCAUUCAGCUAAUCCAAUCGAUAGCACUGAUUCUCUUGGUAGCCAAGAAACCACAAGGACUGCUGAGCAUAUUAACACCGUGACAGACAUAAUUGUCAAUGGAAGCAAAAAUAGAGUCGUCACCGUGACAGAACCAAAGAACUCACAAAUACUUCUCAUCAAAGAGAGCAAAGACUGCACAGUCACAGCAACAAGUUCAGGUAGUACAGACUUAUCAGACCCACAACAGCAGAGUGCCUUAUCAGAGAGAAGUGAGCAGGGUGCCACUGGCAGUGCCCCUGUCAGUGAGGGCGACAGUGGGAUAGAUCCCACUGAGGUAGUGGAGGAGGAGGGUGGACCUGAGGGGUCAGCAGGAGCCUCACUGACCCACAAAACCACACUGAAUGCUGAAGGGAGAGACGCCGACUCCAGCUGGACUGCUGCAGAGGGGUUAGCUAACUCUCCUGAGGCAUCCUCCAAAGUGGAGCAACAAGACAAGAAGAAAGGUAAACGUAAUCACCACCUGGGACCAACAGGUAUUUACUUGGAUGAUCUGACCACUUUGGACCCUGAGGUGGCAGCACUCUACUUCCCCAAGAGUGAGACAGAGGGAGCGUCUCAGCAGGGGGCAGAGCAGGGCUCCUGCUCAGGCAGCCAGUCCCCUCAGUCAGUUGGCAGCGGGGCCAUGGACAGCGGUACUGAGUACCUGUCAGACUCCACAUCCUACAACAUGGAUGUCAGCAUGUCCCUCUGUGGACAAGAGGGGGACACCAGCCAUAUCACUAAAGAGAAGUUUAUGGAGCACAUUGUGACGUACCAGGACUUUGCCAGCAAUCCAGGAAUCAUUGAGGAUCCAAGCCUCGUCAUCUGCAUCAACUCCAACUAUUAUAACUGGGCAGUGGCUGCUCCAAUGGUCUUGUCGAUGACAACGUUUCAGAAAAACCUACCAAAGAGUACGGUCGAGCGGCUGGUGAAGGACAAGAUGCCCAAAAAAUCUGGACGGUGGUGGUUCUCCUGGAGGAGAAGAGACAUGGACAAUAACCAGCAGAAGAACUCAAAGGAUGAACAAGAGGAGCUGCUGGCGAGUGUUUCUUCCACAGUUAAAAUACUGUAUGAACAAACAGAACAACAGAGGACACGAGCCACGUUAGACGAUGUAGACAGUGACGAGGCGGCGGGCCUCGGCCGAAAAGCCAUCCUUGCUCCCAGCCUAUCAGCAGAGACCCUCAACACCACCCAGUGUAUAAACCAGAUAUACCGCAAAUCACUGCGCCUGACCUCUGAGCAGAUAAUGCAAUUAAACUUGCGUGACGGAGCUAACAAGGUGGUGUUCAGUGUGACCACGCAGUACCAAGGCACCUGCCGCUGUGAGGCGGCCAUCUACCUGUGGAACUGGGAUGAUCGCGUCGUAAUAUCAGACAUAGACGGCACCAUCACGAAGUCUGAUGCUCUGGGUCAUAUUCUGCCUCAGUUUGGAAAAGACUGGACACACAAAGGCAUCGCCAAGCUCUACCACAAAAUACACCAAAAUGGCUACAAGUUCCUGUAUUGUUCAGCGCGAGCCAUAGGUAUGGCUGGCAUCACUAAGGACUACCUGCAGUGGGUGAAUGACAAAGGCACUGUCCUCCCUAAAGGCCCCGUACUGUUGGCUCCCAGCAGCCUCUUUUCGGCACUGCACAGAGAGGUUAUUGAGAAGAAACCUGAGGUUUUUAAAAUCGCCUGUCUGAGUGACAUCAGGGACCUGUUCAACCCAAAGAGGCGGCCCUUCUACGCGGCCUUUGGCAACAGGACUAAUGAUGCAUAUGCCUACAAGCAGGUCGGGGUGCCCGACACCCGGUUAUUCACCGUCAACCCGAAAGGAGAGCUCAUCCAGGAGAAGACAAAAGGGAACAAGUCCUCGUACAGCCACCUCAGUGAGCUGGUGGAACAUUUCUUCCCCAUGCUGUCUGUCGAGGGCAGCACGUCCUCUGCUUUUGACUGUCCUGACUACAGCAGCUUCUCCUACUGGAAGGAGCCUCUGCCAGAACUGGACCUGGCUGCACUACUGUAGACACACACGCCCACAAAGAUUUACCAAAAACACACACACACACACACACACGCACACACACACACACACACACACACAAGCACAUAUACUCUUAUCUUGGUUCUCUCCCUUUUUCCAGUGUAUUUCCAAAGGAUUUUUCCCAGUAAGCCAGAAUGUUGCCUUUAUUAGUCCUGCCGACUGUCGUGCCUGUUUUUAUGAGACACCAAAUAAACUGGAACGGGGAGGGGCAACUGUCCAGUCUUCCAAAGGCGGAGCCCAAAUGAUUUCAUUAAAACAUAUGGAAUACACAUUUUAAACAUAAAUGGGUAAAACAUUAUUCGUCAUUUAAUUUCAAUUCUCUCACACUGACAGACUGUUUACACAGUAUUGUAACAUGACACAACUGGACAAAUAUGCUUUGGACUGUUUCAGCUUUUUGUUAACGUAUCAUUCCAAAAUCUGUAUUUAAACAGUGUAACGGUAUGAUAACACAUUUCAGCUCCGAACACUUACCAAAAAACACAUUUGUGCAGAAGUUGAGCUGUGUUGGAUGCCAAAUGUGCCUGUUUUCUCUGACUGAUCUGGAACUAUUCUGUUUACUGCUUGAAGCUCAAACAGAUCCACACACACACACACACACACACACACACACACACACAUACAGAGCUACAGCUACAUGACAAAACUUAUGCGUCUGUAUGUUGUUGACACCAGAGAAUAUAUUUGGACCUAAGUGUCAUGGGGCUACACAUACCAAGUCUCCAAACACAGAUUGAGAAUGUAUUCAGAAUGCUUUGUUUUAUUUAAGCGCCUGUUUUUCACCCUAACAAGAAAUAGGACAACUGGCUGCGUUUUUUUGUCAAGUGUUUUCAAAUUUCAUUUGACUCACCUGACCUGACUGUUAAGUGUUUGAAGCUCUGGAUGAGAUAACUGCUGGGUCACGCCUGCAGACAAACACAGAGUGAGAGCUCGUUCGAAGGGACAGUAGCAUUACGUUUGGCAAUAAGAAGCUAAUCUGAGCAUCUGAUGAUUGUGAAACUACAACAUGCACAUCUACACUUCCUUAAGGUGCGACACUACCAAGUUUAGAAAUGUUAGUACUCUACACGACUGCAUAGGUGGCUCAGACUGAUGGUGUCGUGUAAACAGACCUCGGAGGGGAGGGGAGGGGGGUACACAGUAGUUUGGCGCUGUGCCUUUCUGAUAUAAUGACACUUGUAUUUAUUAUUUUGGCAAAUCUUUGUUCAUCCAGCUGUGUGUGGAUGCAUUGGAGCUGAUGAUUUUGCUGUUACUUUUUAAACUUAAUGUAUAGAAAUAUAAAAUAAUUUAAAACACAA
Acanthopagrus latus (yellowfin seabream) is the source of this 4770-nucleotide messenger RNA. Its product is annotated as phosphatidate phosphatase LPIN2-like. Gene Ontology annotation, cellular component: nucleus. The record is from RefSeq and is a predicted model, not a curated record. NCBI's taxonomy places the organism in Eukaryota, Metazoa, Chordata, Actinopteri, Spariformes, Sparidae. Gene Ontology annotation, molecular function: transcription coactivator activity; phosphatidate phosphatase activity. Bases 227 to 3454 code for a protein of 1075 amino acids. Gene Ontology annotation, biological process: fatty acid catabolic process; cellular response to insulin stimulus; triglyceride biosynthetic process. The transcript has 21 exons.